Messenger RNA from Naumovozyma dairenensis CBS 421, 879 nucleotides. RefSeq names its product Fmp10p (gene FMP10). The transcript has a single exon. Bases 1 to 879 code for a protein of 292 amino acids. Lineage: Eukaryota; Fungi; Ascomycota; Saccharomycetes; Saccharomycetales; Saccharomycetaceae. The record is from RefSeq and is a predicted model, not a curated record.
AUGAGCAGCAAGAUUAAAGUAGUACAAAACGUAUAUUCAAGAAUGGCAAUCUCUAGAAUGUCAAGGGUCAUGAGGAGGAGGAUGGUAACUCCCUACACUACAUCAGCAAUGAUGAGGAGGAGCAUUACCACUACAAAUAAUUCAUCAUCAACCUCUCCUGAAAUGCCAACUUUUACCACUAAUGGUUCUAAAAAUACAAAAGAACCCAAGAGUAAAUGGGUCCCAAUUACGAUCUUUUCAGGAAGUUUCUUAAUUGGUUGGUAUUUAACACAACAUAUGACAUUUACUGAUGUGAUGGCAUAUUGGAAAUAUGAUAAAUUACCGCAAGAUUCUGAGCAAGUACAAAGAUAUCGAUUUGAGAUCAUGAAUAGAUUAGAGAAGUUACCAAUUAUGAAACAAAUUCGUGAAAAUAACAAUGAAUUAGGGUAUUAUGAAGUGUUUCCUAAGGAUUCAGUUCCUGGUCAUAAAAGUGUUAAAGAGGGGAAUCAAUUGAUUAAUAAGACUCUUUUGACACCUGGUGGUAUAGCUAUACCACCUAAAUUUUUUUAUAAUCCUGAAAAGAAGGAAGUGGUUGGUAUUUAUCAUUUAGGGAUGAAAUUAACAGGAUACCCUUUUAUUGUUCAUGGUGGUAUUCUCGCUACUGUGAUGGAAGAUUUAAUGAGAGAAGGCAUCCAAAUCAUUAAACAGAAGAAUGGUGAGAAAACUAAUGAAUUGACUAUAUCGUAUAAGAUGCCCACAUUUGCUAACCAAUUUGUCAUAGUGAGAACUACUCAAGUGGAUGAUAUUGGUAAAGAUAGUGUUAAUAUGAAAGUGGAUUUAAUGGAUCAAAAUGGUCAAAAUGUUCUUGUCAAAGGUUCAGGUUCAUUCAAGACUAUUUGA